This is a messenger RNA of Microthlaspi erraticum, 279 nucleotides long. The record is from the annotation of a GenBank genome assembly. Lineage: Eukaryota; Viridiplantae; Streptophyta; Magnoliopsida; Brassicales; Brassicaceae.
AUGAUCCAACCCAAUGGAAUAUUAAGACUCACCGAUCAAUCCUCAAACGUCCUCGGGACAGCGCUCUACAACAAACCGGUGAGAUUGCUUGACCAUACCAAUCUCUCUACCAACACCACUGUUCGUUCUUUUAGCACCUCAUUCGUCAUCGGCAUACUCACAAGCUCCCGCAAUGGAGGUUACGGUUUAACCUUCACACUAUCUCCCACACUAAACCGUCCAGGCGCCGAGUCAGGACGUUACUUAGGACUCGUCAACGAACAGAACAACCGGAGUUGA